AUGGGGGAUUGGAACUUGCUGGGAGGCAUCUUAGAGGAGGUCCACAUACACUCCACCAUCGUGGGGAAGAUCUGGCUCACCAUCCUCUUCAUCUUCCGGAUGCUCGUGCUAGGGGUAGCCGCCGAAGACGUGUGGGACGAUGAGCAGAGCGAGUUUGUUUGCAACACCGAGCAGCCCGGGUGCCAGAACGUGUGCUAUGACCAGGCGUUCCCCAUAUCCAUGAUCAGAUACUGGGUUCUCCAGAUCAUCUUUGUAUCCUCGCCCUCUCUGGUGUACAUGGGGCACGCCCUAUAUCGUCUGCGGACCCUGGACAAGGAGCGCCACAAGAGGAAGGCCAUCCUGAAGCUGGAGCUGGGGAUGACGGAGGGGCUCACUGAGGAGCACAAGCAGGUGGAGAGAGAGCUGAAGAAACUGGAGGAGCAGAAGAAGGUGAGGAAAGCGCCACUCCGAGGCUCCUUGCUGCGCACAUACGUCUUUCAUAUCUUGACCAGGUCGGUUGUGGAGGUCGGGUUCAUUGUGGGCCAGUAUGCCCUUUACGGAAUCGGCUUGGACCCUCUAUACAAGUGCGAGAGGUUACCGUGUCCGAAUAUUGUGGACUGCUUUGUGUCAAGGCCGACCGAGAAGACCAUUUUCAUGAUUUUCAUGUUGGUCAUCGCAGGUGUUUCCCUGUGCCUCAACCUGCUGGAGAUAUCCCACCUGGGAGUGAAGAAGAUCAAACAAGGCAUCUAUGGUGGUAAGGCUCUAGACGACGACAGCAUACUGUGCAGGUCCAAGAAGAACUCCAUGGUGCAGCAGGUAUGUGUCCUGACCAACGCCUCUCCCCAGAAACUGAUGCAUCUCACCCAGCCAACUUGCGCAAUGGUGCCAGAUGACCAAGGCAGUGACCCUCAGCCCAGUGGACCUUCUCAAACCAAUCAGGAAGUGAACAACAACGACGUGACCAACAGCUCGGACCAAAACAGACAAAACCGCUGGCCCAGUAGUAGCCAGGCCGAACCACCGCCUCCCACCACCACCACCAACCAGCGGCAACUGGGUGCUGUGGAGCGACGUCUCACGAUUGAAACCAGACAGGCGUCGUGCAGCAGUGAAGAUUCCAAUGGAGGAGCGAAAGGGGCAGCAGCAGCAGCAGCACCUCCCAGAAGCUUGAAUGCGCAGCAGGUCAGGGCCAUGCGCAAGCAGAGCAGGGUCAGCAUCUGCAACCAGCUGAGUGAGGAGCUGAGCGACUCGCCGGACAGCGGGAACUACCCCACUGCCAGGAAGGCCAGCUUCAUGUCACGGGGCAUGCCCGAGAGCCCCUCGGACACCGGUGACUCCAACACCGGCUCCGACGCCGAGGGCAACCGCAUCGAAGAAGAAGAGGAGAGCCCGGCGGCCUCGCCACCUCCAGCCAGUGGAAGGAGGAUGUCAAUGGGUAUGAUUCUGGAGCUCUCGUCAAUCAUGAAGAAAUGAGCUUGGACAGAAGUGGCAGAUGUCAGUGAAGAUUGUCUUUCAUCCAAUCAUGUUAU
Molecule: messenger RNA, 1508 nt
Organism: Engraulis encrasicolus (European anchovy)
Lineage: Eukaryota; Metazoa; Chordata; Actinopteri; Clupeiformes; Engraulidae
Gene: gja10b
Product: gap junction protein alpha 10 b
Exons: 3
Coding region: 1-1452 (483 amino acids)
Biological process (GO): cell-cell signaling
Cellular component (GO): connexin complex
Molecular function (GO): gap junction channel activity
Source: RefSeq, a predicted model, not a curated record